Talaromyces proteolyticus is the source of this 1641-nucleotide messenger RNA. Its product is annotated as putative efflux pump antibiotic resistance protein. The coding region runs from base 1 to 1641 and encodes 546 amino acids. Gene Ontology annotation, molecular function: transmembrane transporter activity. Gene Ontology annotation, biological process: transmembrane transport. The record is from RefSeq and is a predicted model, not a curated record. The transcript has 2 exons. NCBI's taxonomy places the organism in Eukaryota, Fungi, Ascomycota, Eurotiomycetes, Eurotiales, Trichocomaceae.
AUGGCAGAGUCAAUUCAGUUGGAAGAAAUCAGUAACCAUAGCCACCAUUCCCAGGAUAAUGCUGCUGCUUCCGACGACGGAGAUGCUUAUCCCAAAGGCAUCAGACUCUUCCUCGUCGUGGUCGCCAUCAUCUUCAACGUCUUUCUCUCUGCCCUCGACUCAACCAUCAUAUCCACCGCUAUCCCACGCAUCACCGACAACUUUGGGCAUUUGGAUGACGUGACAUGGUACACGAGUGCCUACUCGCUCACUAAUUUCUCAUUCCUAUCAUCAUGGGGAAAAGCAUACAAAUAUUUCCCACUAAAAGGGACAUUUCUGUUUGCCGGCUUGAUUUUUCAAAUUGGAAAUGUCAUUUGUGCAACCGCUCAGAGUAGUCCCGCUUUCAUUGCCGGCAGGGCAAUUGGUGGUAUGGGCGGUGCGGGUAUCAUGAGUGGUGCGAUGAUUAUUAUUGGGACCUCGGUGAGACCGUCGCAGAGAGCUACUUAUAUGGGCACUAUUGGAGUAACUUUUGGUUGCGCCGGGGUUAUUGGCCCGUUAUUGGGCGGUGCGUUGACGGACCAUGCGUCAUGGAGAUGGUGUUUUUGGAUCAGUCUUCCAACCUGGGCGAUUGGCGCCACGGCAAUUAUCUUUGGUCUGAAGAAAACCGGUGCCGUGGCUGCUUCCUUUACCGAGAAGCUCAUCCAGAUGGAUUUCAGCGGUAGCCUGCUUGCUACAGGCGCAAUGGCCUGUUUCAUCACGGCCAUGCACUGGGGCGGCGCAACGAAGCCUUGGUCCAGUGGUGCUGUGAUCGGCAGUCUUGCUGGAUCCGCCGGGCUGGUGAUUUUGUUUAUGUUAAAUGAAUGGAAAAUGCACGAUAGAGCCAUGGUUCAAGGACAUUUGUUCAAGAAAAGCUCGUUUGUGGCCAAUCUCGUCUACAGUUUCUUUUUAGCUGGUCUGUACUUCCCACUGCUGUAUUCCCUGCCGAUCCAGUUCCAGUCGAUCGACAAUACCUCUGCAUCCCAGAGCGGCAUACGGAUGAUCCCCCUUAUCACGGGCAUUUCCAUUUGCACAAUGAUUUCCAAUGUGCUUAUUGGGAUGUAUCGCAAGUAUCUUCCACUUGCCGUGCUGGGGGCGCUGAUUGGCACCCUAGGCGUCGGUCUCAUCUAUAGCCUAAACGAGAACGCUUCUGUCGGGAAAUGGAUCGGGUACGAAAUAAUUACCGCUGUAGGCGUAGGUCUUGUCCUACAAUUACCUAUGGUCGCCAACCAAGCUCUCGUUUCUGAAAGCGACAUCGCACAAGCUACUACCCUCACAUUAUUUGUAGAGAAUAUGGGCACAACUAUCUUCAUCGCGGCUGGGGAAGCUGCCUUUACGAGUCGCCUCGUCUCGAGUCUGGCUGAUAAUGCGCCAAGUGUGGAUUCGGCAACGGUGAUUCGCGUUGGAGCAACCCAGAUCCGGAAUAUGUUCACUUCGGCGGACAUGGAGUCGAUUUUGAUCUCGUAUUUAGAUGGGUGUAAAGCGAACCAUGCGAUGUCGUUGGCGUGUGGCGCGCUUGCGACGGCAGUUUCACUAGUUAUGGCUGUUCCGGUUUUGAAAGAAAAUCUUAAGUUGAAGGGUGGUUUUACUUGGAAGAAACUUGUUUCGUGGGCUAUCAACGCAUAG